Molecule: messenger RNA, 2933 nt
Organism: Purpureocillium takamizusanense
Lineage: Eukaryota; Fungi; Ascomycota; Sordariomycetes; Hypocreales; Ophiocordycipitaceae
Gene: ALG3
Product: Dolichyl-P-Man:Man(5)GlcNAc(2)-PP-dolichol alpha-1,3-mannosyltransferase
Exons: 2
Coding region: 90-1571 (493 amino acids)
Cellular component (GO): endoplasmic reticulum
Molecular function (GO): dol-P-Man:Man(5)GlcNAc(2)-PP-Dol alpha-1,3-mannosyltransferase activity
Source: RefSeq, a predicted model, not a curated record
CAACAUUGAAGCUCCUAAUACAGUGUCCAUCUCUCUCCCACCACCUCACGGUGACCUUUGCACCAUUGCGACAGGGCCGCUCGUUCACGAUGUCGCCGCCGCAGCCCGCGCCGACACACGUACAGGCAUGGCGCUUUGCCAUGGCCAUCGCGACCGGUCAGCAUGCCCUUUCAAAGCUGGUCCCGCCCGCGCUGUGGUGUCUGGACGCGGUCCUCUGCGUGCUCGUCCUCUGGAAGGUUCCCUGUAUGUGUCCGACGAUGUCCCCUUUCGCCCUCGUCCACCCGUUACUCCUUGGAUCCCUUUUUCGGCCCGGGCUCUCUCUCUCUCUCUUUCUUGCAUGGGUCGUUGACGAGAGCCUGUGCCAUCGUGUACAAACGUCACGCCAUGCUGACCAUGCACUCCCACCGCCCGCAGACACCGAGAUCGACUGGGUCGCGUACAUGGAGCAAGUCGCCCAGUACGUCGGCGGCGAGCGCGACUACACGCGCAUCGAGGGCGGCACGGGCCCGCUCGUGUACCCGGCGGCGCACGUCUACAUCUACACGGGGCUGUACUACCUGACGGACCGCGGCAAGAGCAUCCUGCUGGCGCAGCAGCUGUUCGCGGUGCUGUACAUGGCGACGCUGGCGGUGGUGAUGCUGAGCUACUGGAAGGCCAAGGUCCCGCCGUACAUCUUCCCGCUCCUCAUCCUGUCGAAGCGCCUGCACAGCGUCUUCAUCCUCCGGUGCUUCAACGACUGCUUCGCCGCCUUGUUCCUGUGGCUGGCCGUCUACUUCUUCCAGCGGCGGCACUGGACGCUCGGCAGCCUGGCGUAUACGUGGGGUCUCGGCAUCAAGAUGUCACUGCUGCUGGUGCUGCCCGCCGUGGCCGUGUUGCUCUUCCUCGGGCGCGGGUUCCGGGGCAGCCUGCGCCUGGCGUGGCUCAUGGCGCAGGUGCAGAUGGCCAUCGCAGUGCCGUUCCUGGCGGGCAAUUGGAGGGGCUACCUGGGGCGGGCGUUUGAGCUGUCGCGGCAGUUCAAGUUUGAGUGGACGGUCAAUUGGCGUAUGCUAGGUGAGGACAUGUUUCUGAGCAAGGGCUUCGCGCUCUCCUUGCUGGCGGGCCACGCGCUCGUCCUCGCCAUCUUCAUCACCACGCGGUGGCUCCGGCCCGCCGACCGGCCGCUGUCUUCCCUGAUCCUAGCGCUCCUCAAGGGCAAGUCCCCGUUCUCGCCAGCCGAGGAGCUGCGCGUGUCGAGCCGCGUCACGCCCGACUAUGUCAUGACGACGAUGCUUUCCGCCAACGUCAUCGGCCUGCUCUUCGCGCGCUCCCUGCACUACCAAUUCUAUGCGUACCUGGCGUGGUCGACGCCGUACCUGCUGUGGAGGGCAGCGCCGCAGCCGCUGCUCGCGAUCCCGCUGUGGCUCGUGCAGGAGUGGGCGUGGAACGUUUUCCCGAGCACGGACGCGAGCUCGACGGCCGUGGUCAAUGUCCUUCUCGUCACCGUCGUGCUGACCUAUUUUGGUGGUUCCGCCAAGGAGGAAGGUGAAGCAGAGGCGAGGAAGCGGGCAUCGACCGAUGCCAAGACCAAGUGAUGUGAAUCAGGACAAGGGUGGUUCACUCCUCGUCGUCGUCUUCGGAGUCGCUGGGCGGCAUCUUGCCGACGUUGGAUUCGUCCUCGGAGUCGGUCAGGUCGUAAGCGUUCUUGGCAAACUCCUUUGGCCUGGUCAUGAAUGGCACACAUGUUCAAUCAGCUCUCUGUGGUCACUCUGACUGGGUUCCAAAGGCACUAUUGUUGGAGGCGGAGGGGAGGCUUGAACGCACCAGUACGGCUGCUGGCGCCAGAGCUUCUCGUCGCGCACAAUGUUGACAAUCUCGCCGUCGGCGCGGGUCUCCUCGGCGCUCUCGCUGUAGCGCUCGGCGACGACGAAGCCCCCGCGCUUGACCCAGAUGGUGUUGCGGAAGCGCUGGGCCAGCUCGAGGAGGACGGGCUUGCGGCUCGGCAGCUCGCAGGCGAAGAGGUUGUUGCCCUCGGGGCGGACGACGCGCACGAGGGACUGGUUGGGCCCGAGAGCGUCGGGCGGGCUCAGGGACGCCUCGGCGGCGGCGAGGAUGUUGCGCUUCGGGCGGCCCAUGUUGUCUGGAAUCUUUCGGGAUUGGGACGGGAGCCAGCCGCGACGCGUGUUUGAGGCAGAGCGCGCGCACGUGCGUUAAUGGGCGUCUAGCGGUGCGGACAGAAUUGGAGACCGAUGUCGUCGGUCAAUUCAAAAACGCAUCUGGAUGAAUUUUUGGUGGAUCACGGGGCUCCAAUGUGCGUGCCGUCGCACGCCCCUCCCACCACCGCGGCGAGCCACUGGCAGGCUCAAGGACGUCCAGUCCAAAUCAGUUUUAGUUCAGGUCCCGCCCGCGAUAGGGUCCCUGGCGGACUUUCCACAUUGGGCGCCACCGGGGGUCCGACUCGAGAUGCUCGUUCCCAUCGCCGCCACCACCACCACCACCUCCGUCACCACCUCCGUUUACCGAACCUGCUGGUGGCCGGCCCCAGCGAGCACUGGCUACAUACAAGCUUUUAUCCGAUCAUGGAAUCAAGCGGGCUCUCCUCCCGCCCCCCUCUCUCCAAUGGCAACCACUCGUGACACACCGUCUUGAUGCGGCGGAGAGGACUGGGUGACUGUCGCCCUGCUGGGCGACAAGGGGAUGGGCCCGACGAUGUCGUGAUGAAGCUUGAUACGUACCUACUGAGGUACCGUAGGUACCGCACCGGCUGCCGGCCUCGCGAUCGGACCAGCAGGGCUUAUCUGUCUGUCUGUCUGUCUGUGCGGCCCGCACUGGGGUGAAGGAAGGGAUGGUGGAGAAGGAAAGGAAGCUUCGUGGCGAUGGAUAACUACUUUUUUUCUCCCAUUCGAGAGAAUUGCUACGUACCUAUUUUUGUACCAAGUACGUUAGUAUUUGCCAGG